This is a messenger RNA of Gigantopelta aegis, 6750 nucleotides long. RefSeq lists its product as uncharacterized. The coding region runs from base 417 to 5858 and encodes 1813 amino acids. The record is from RefSeq and is a predicted model, not a curated record. Lineage: Eukaryota; Metazoa; Mollusca; Gastropoda; Neomphalida; Peltospiridae. The transcript has 3 exons.
CUUUGUUGCAUUGUGGGAAAUGUCUGUGCAACAAAUCCGCCAUUUUAUAAUGCCAUAAUACUUUCUGCAUCAACGAAGGACGUUUCUUUGUAUGCGCUAGGUGUGAAGAACCUAAUCAGGCUGUUCAGUAGCAACCAUCUUCGAAAUGAAUAGUUCAUUUACAGCCCUAGACAGCGUAUCCACUUUCAUUUCUCAUUAUUCAAUAUGGGAAACAUGAUAACUGUUAUUAACAUUCAGACAAAUACAUACCAAUAUGUGUCAGUGUGUGGACCUUGCCAAGACUGUUCAUGGCAGUCUUCACCACAUUCAAGAGGUUCUGAUGGACAGGUCUUGCAGUAAGCACGGGAGAAUGUUUUAUAUCAUGCCUAGAACAUUUUAGAUGUUUUUUAAUUAAUUUGUUAUAUGUACAUUUGAAUAUGGAAUGUUUCAAGGAAGCAAGGUCGGCAGAUGGCAUACUUCAUGUAUCCUCGAAUGUGGGUUCUCGUACAAUCGACCAGGAAACCCAAAGUGGUGAACAAAGAGUCCAACCAUCACUGGAUCUCGGGUGUUCAAAUAUCAGCAACUCCCAGAAUGCACAAUGUGGUGAAGAAAGGUUUUACUCAUCUUUGAAUCUGGCAUGUUCUGAUGUGGGAAAGUCAGGAAAAUUACAGUUCAGUGAAGACAGCUUUGAUUCUCCAUUGAACAUGGAAUGUUCUGAGAUACUGAGUGACCAGUCCAGUGAAGAUGAGUACAUGUCACUCGAUUUGGAGUGCACAGCAAUAGACUGUGAUGAUUCUUCCAAAGACUUCGAAUCACAGUCUCCCAAAGAAUGGAAGCUGUUGUCUCCAAAAGAGUGGGAAUCACAGUCCCCCAAAGAGUUGGAUCCUCAUACACUGAAAGAGUUUGAGUUACAUUCCCCUAAACAGUGGAAGUCACAAUCUCCCAAAGAGUUUGAGCCGUUCUCUUCCAAAGUGUUCGAGUCACAGUCUGCCAAAGAGUCUCAUAUAUCAUUAAGUCAUCAAGUUACUCAAAGAGAAUUUCAGCAGUUUAAGCAAGAGACGAUUGUGUCCCCUGAUCAGCAAGAAGAAAAUAUUGAAACUAGGAUAAUGGUGACAGGUAUGGGCAACCUCCAGGGUAAUCUUAAGCCAUUAAACCAUUGUUCAUCAGAAGAACAUACAGUAAUAGAAAAAACUAUUUCUUUUCUGGAGAAACAUCCAGGAUGUGACGUUGUGGUGAAGAGAUCAGGUGAUGAAAUGAUUAUAUGUGACAGGACAUUCAAAACACCAAUGCCAUUUACAACUGGUAUGUCAGCCAACCUACCUAAGCAUGUAAUAAACAUGUUACUAAAUUCAAGAAACACCACUUUGGCAGCUGGUUCUUCAUCAGUGAAAAGUAACAUUAAACUACAGGUUCGAAAUAAUGAAAGGUCUUUAGGAAAACUUAACAGUAUUUGUGACAAUUCACCACUUCCUACAAUAUUUUGUAAUAUGUCUUCUUCAGGUGUGCAAAUUAACAAGAACAAUGUAGAGAAUAAUAGUGGAGUGUUUUUGUUGCCUGGUGAUUCUGUUUUCAAACUGCCUCAAGCAGAUAUAGCAGGUAUUCCUUUGUCAGUGUCAGGUAGCUGUCAAACUGGCUUUGGAUCUGAGGCUUUGAGCAAAAUCAAUGUGGUAGCUAAUGCUGACUUUCCUUCAGUUGCCCCUCAUUGUAGUACUGCACAAGAGAACUCCACUGCCAGGCAAGAUCAGUAUUUAUACAAUGAACUGUCCACUUCAUGUUGUUCACAAUCUCAGGGCAACAGCCUUGCUGAGCCAGGAGGCAGCACACACAGUGUCAUCCAUGAUCCUAUUCAUUAUUGGAUCCAUGAUGCUAAUAAUUCUUGGAGCCAUCAAGCAGGGUCCGACAACUCAUCUUCAUGGAUUGAAUGUGAUCAAAAUGAUUGGUUAUAUUAUGUUAGACCAGGAAAUAGAAGGUUUCUGAAUGUGAAGAAAAAAGAUCUUCCACAAAAAUGUAGUAGCGUGGUGCAUUCUCUAGUACGUAAGAUACUGGCACUAGAGCUAUGUUUAAGACACUGUUCUGGAAUGGAUAAAUCCAGAUUAUCUUCUUUUAUUGAACAGGAGAAGAUUGAUGCACAAGAUUUGGAAGAGUUGUUGAACACAUGUAAAGUCAAUGACUAUGACAACAUUAGGGUAUCUGACAGUAUUUUGUCAGGUGAGAAAAUUAAAAAGGUGAAAUACCAGCUGAAUGAAUCCAGUCAAGCAGUGACUCGUGAACAUUGCUUUGGAUCAGAUAACUCAAACCCUAGUGCCAGUGGCGACACAUAUUCAUUUAUAAAUGCCGAUCACCAUGGUGAGGAGGACAACAGUUUGUCUAUCAGAAUAGAAUCUGUAUUUUCAUUGUCAGCACCUUCAGCGACACAAAUUGAUUCAGAAGACCAGUCACAAAAUUCAGCAAAACAAAAAGGUCUUCAUCGGUCACCUGUCUUAAAUGAUUCUGGCAAGAAAAAUACUUCCCUUUCUACUGGCAAGAUAAGAAAGAAAUCAACUAGUAGAGCAUCAAAAAAGAGAAAAGACCAAUACAAAGCAUUAGGAGUUCCACCUUAUGUUGUGCUUGAGCGGCUAACAGAAAAACAGAUGAAGAAACAAUGUCAAGUUAGCAAAUGUUCAGCAUACUGUAGAAAAAUGACAUUGCAGUUGAUGUGUGAUCUGGGUUUGACUGACUGCAGUAGACGAUUUGUUAAUAACUUCCAUAAGCUUUGGGAAACAAAAGAGUUCGACAUUAAUGGUGACCACAAUUAUGCCUGUAGAAAUGGACAAACAGAACCAAAGAGAUUGCAUACACGCAAAAAUGACACCAAUGUUAAGAUGAACAAACACAAGGCAGGAAUAAGUAAAAAGCAGGACACAAAAUCAAGAACUGGUUCAAACAGUGUCAUAAAAAUACUUCCAAAGCUACAUGACACACAUGCAGAGAAGGUUCUUAAAUUUACCAAAGUCUCUGUACCUGUCUUCCCCUAUUGGGAUCAACAUACACACUUGGAACAGGUAGACGAAGCAGUUCAAAUUGCAGAUCACAAUUAUUUUGUCAAAAGUCCAUCACAAACUCGAGACGACACUGUUCCAAAUAAUACUGAUGACAACUCCCAUUCAGAUCAGGAGCCCAAAGUUGCUGCUUGCCAGACGAAUAUGGUGUCUGACGUAACAUCCCAUAUUGAGAAAAACAUAACAUGUCCAUCUGAGUGUAAAAUAGCCCAAAAUGUAUUCAACACUUAUGGUGAAAACAAACAUUUUAUUCAGCCUGUCACAUUUGAUAAAGAGCAUAUAAUGAAAGACACCAGCAAUGAAGCAUACAAUGUGAAUGUGUCGUCCACAGUGACAAGUGACCAGCUGUCAGUUGGCGAACAGCCUAGAGAAGAGAGCCAGCACAGAUCAGUAAAUGAGCUGGCUGUCACAUCCCGUAAAUCUGGAAUGUCAGUAAAUGAGGAUAGUGUGGCGAUAGGUAACAAUGCAUUACCAGUAAUUGAACAGUAUGUAGCAGUCAGUAAAAAUAUAGUUAUAGUAAAUGAACAGCCUACGACAGUAGGUCAGCCUACGACAGUAGGUCAAUCUGGAGUGUCUAUAAAUAAACAGAAUAUGACAGUAGGUCAAUCUGGAGUGUCUCUGAAGGAACAGCAUAUGACAGUUGGUCAAUCUGGAGUAUCUAGGAAUGAACAGUAUCUGACAGUCUGUCAAUCUGAAGUGCGUUUGAAUGAACAGCAUGCAACAGUUCGUAAAUCUGGAAUGUUUAUGAAUGAACAGUAUAUGACAGAUGGAAAAUCUGGAGUUGCUAUGAAUGAACAGUGUGUGACAGUCGUUAAAUCUGAAGUUGUUAUGAAUGAACAGUGUGUGACAGUCGAUAAAUAUGGAGUACCUAUAAAUGAACAGUGUGUGACAGUCGGUAAAUCUGGAGUUGCUAUGAAUGAAGAGCAUGUGACAGUUGGUAAAUCUGAAGUACCUAUGAAUGAACAGCAUGUGACGGUCCGCAAAACUCGUGUGUCUAUGAAUGAACAGCGUGUGACAGUUGGUAAAUCUGGAGGACCUAUGAAUGAACAGCGUGUGACAGUUGGUAAAUCUGGAGUACCUAUGAAUGAACAGCGUGUGACAAUUGGUAAAUCUGGAGUACCUAUGAAUGAACAGCGUGUGACUGUUGGUAAAUCUGGAGUACCUAUGAAUGAACAGCAUGUGACAGUCCGCAAAACUCGCGUGUCUAUGAAUGAACAGCGUGUGGCAGUUAGUAAAUCUGGCGUACCAGUAAUUGAGAAAUAUGUGGCGGACAAUAGCUAUGGAGGUAAUCUGUUGUCUAAUGAUGCAUGUAGUUUAUACAUUCCAGGUAAGGAUGGGUUAGGAAUACGUGUAGAAAGACGCCAGGUUGACGUGACUACUGUGACGGUGUAUCCUAAGACACCGAUCACACAAACGCCGCCAACCACGUCCAAGUCAUGUGUAAACAACCCAGUAGUGCUGAGAAAGAAAUGUUCACCUAAGCCUUCACCAUCGACCUCAACGUCAACGAGUCUAAACAAACCUAAAUAUGUUUCUCUCUUAAACAGAAACCAUGCAAAAGCUGAGGUAUUUGUGUCCAGCCAGGUCUAUCAUGAUCCUGCUGGUCCUGUGCUGACUUCUGACAUGGAGAUUGUAAUGAACACUCAUGACUCGUCAAUAUCACACGGGGAUUCUACCUCGAGGAUAGAUCCUAAUGAGCGAUAUGCAUUGUGUAUGUUAUACAACAAGUCCUACCUUGUGCAGUUAUCCAAAGACGAAAAAAUUUCUCCCACAGAGUGUGAUAGAAUUGUCAGCAGACUUAUGAAACAUGUCGCAUCUAAAGGCAGAAAAACUACAAAUAUGAGAUCUCUUCUAACUGGGACUUUUUCAUCUUCACCCAACAAAGUUCAGUCUCCUGCCAGAAGUUCUGAUUCUAUUCCGUCUUGUCCAGUAGGACCUUGUGAAACAGUAACUAGUCCCCAUGUCACUUCGGUUACAUCAUCCUCUAUGAAACAUAUGCAUAAUGAGCCUCUACAAGAUGAAUGUGAACCAAAAGUGUCGCGUCUCAGUGGUGUUACAGAUGGAGAAAAAUAUUCUUCUCAAAACUCUGAAAAGCAUAUUUUUUCUGAAAAGAGAAUUAAACAAACUGCUAACAGUCGUCAACAGAUGAAAUUGGCAGCACAAAGUUAUCCUUUAUCCACAGAAGUUACCAUCAAGAAAGAGCCGGUGGAAAAAUGUUAUAGAUCUUUGGAAGGCGGUGGUUUCCGUGAAUUUAAGGACUCAGAAGCAGCACAAAAUACUAAUGUCUUAUCGGUGCAACAACCAAAGAAGGAAAGAGAGGUCGACCAGUGGCAACAGAUCUGGUGCUCCGGCGUGAUGCCAGCAAAUGACCCUGAGGCUGAAACUGUGUCAGCUCCACAAGUUGUUCAGUUACCACAAGGCUCAGAUACAGCAAGAUCUGGUGGAUCGAUUUUUGAGAAGAUGUAUAGUGAAUUCAAUGUGCUGCAUGCUCCAUCAGCCUCCAGUGACACUAUAACUCUCCCAGUAACGCCAUUUGAUGGCCAGUCUGUUUUGGUUUCAAGACGUGAAACCACAAAACAGCAUCGUUCAUUGUUUGAUAGCAUUAACUCGACAACUGCGAUGACAGAUAGCUAUUCACAAGAUGAUGAUUCUGAAAGAAUAGUCUCACCUCCACAUCUUUCUCGAUUUGACGAAAUUAUUCCCGCCAUUGCACUGACCGACAAGCAAGAAAGUAUUUUGUCUCAACAGCAAAUAAAAAUACAACAUUUAAAAGAACUAUUACGUCAAAAAGAUCAGGAGUUAAACCAACUUCGAGGAAAGUCACGAAAUAAUUCAGAAUGACGCGAUACGGUUGUUGUUUUUGAGUUGUAGCACAGUGUGUAUGUUGUACUUGUAAUGUUUGUAUUAUCAUGUGACCUGUAUGGUGCCAGGAAUGGUAUGUUUUGCUAUGUUUGUAUGAUAUGGUGAUAUUAGUUUGCUAACAUGUCUAUAUACAGAUAAACUUUUACAAGAUGUUAUCCACGGAUAUACAGUUAGUCAACACAAUCUUUUAUGAGUUGUCAGAUACUGUAAAAUAGGUAAAAUAAUUUGUGUACGGUAAUUUGUUUCUGUUGGUUUCAACCAAAGAACUUGGUGAGUACAAGUUACUUUUUCGGGAGCUGACGAAAUCUCCCGUACACACACAAACACACACACACACACACACACACACACACUCUCUCUCUCUCUCUCUCUCUCUCUCUCUCUCUCUCUCUCUCUCUCUGUCUGUCGAUACAAGUCUGCAGCGUGGCCAGAUCGUGUGUUUCAGGAAAUGAUCGGGGGCGUCGGGGUCCUUUCUGUUAUAUAAUGGUCCUGGUUAUAUUACAACUGUCUCGUUUUUAUGUAAGAUUUUGGAUAGAUGUUAUACAAUUUAGCCCUAACAGCUGGACGUAGCGGGUGUAGUGGUUGCUCUGUUUAGAUACAUCUGCACUCAUUUCAUUCGGUCAAUACUUCUACAGACAGUUUAUCAACAUCACUAGGUGGCCUUUAUUAAGAAGAUCGCUUGAUAGGUUUCCUGAAACUGGUGCUCCUAUGGCUAAAACCUAGCUAAACAGAGCGCCUAGUUUGUGCAUGCAUUUAUGUAUUAUAACUGUGUUAAUCCAUCUGUGCCCAUUUUACUUUAUUAUUGUAUGCGGAAAAGACAUAUAAUCAUGUUUACCUGGUUUAAUGUUGCCAAUAAAAGAAUAUUAAGAUA